Molecule: messenger RNA, 5513 nt
Organism: Acanthoscelides obtectus
Lineage: Eukaryota; Metazoa; Arthropoda; Insecta; Coleoptera; Chrysomelidae
Source: the annotation of a GenBank genome assembly
AGAGUACUAUGAAACAUUGAUUUUUCAAAUCAUAGUAUACCAGUGUCACUAAGCUAUAAGUUGCAUAUCUGGUUGCCUUCCUCUUGACCCAAAUAAAUACAUUGAAUUUACAAAAGCCUUCUUGGUAGCUAUUUUUAGAAAUUAACAAAUGGUAUACCGGAGGAAUUCAAACGGCAUGCAAAUUGUAAUCUUUUGGUAGGAAAUAGUCUGCGUCUGAUUGGUUGCUUUGCUACAAUAACGCUAAUAGCAGAUGAAUAAACUCUGUUUACAUUGUACAUCCUGAUGCGCUUUUAAUAUGCUUUCGAUAACCCGGCUGACUGUACAAGUAUAGAUCAAAGUAUUUGUUGUGAUGGCCACUUUAAAUUGUACUUCUCAUCGACAUACAUAGGUAUUUCGAUGAACUAUUGACCCUAAAAUUAACUAGACUUCAACCAAUAAGAUGGCAUCGCUAAAACUCAAGGAAGUUUUGUGUUAUUUGUACUCGGGACUAUUAUUUGUAUCAGGAAUACUAUUAAUAGUUUAUUCUUCGGUGCUGUGUUACAAAGUUUUCUAUCAUUUCACGUUCAUUCCUUCUGGUCCUCUUGGACCUUUAAUAUCAUUGUUUGCCCUGGGAAUAAUACACCUGUUUCUGACAUGGCUUGGAGUGUAUGGACCUAAACGAGAACACAACUUUCAUUUAAUCAUGUUCCUAACAUUUACAAUAAUCCUGUUAAUAUGUGAAUUGACCAUUGGGAUAUGGUCUAUGGUGCUUUGGGAUGAAGCAUCGACAAUUUCCUCAGAGCUGCAAACAAAAUCCUUUUUAAAAAUGAAAGAAAGUUGCAAUGAAAAGAAUUGGAUCAAAUUACAACGGCAGUUCGAGUGUUGUGGUUUGCAUGGCGCGGAUGAUUACUCAGAAAAAAAUUGCAAAAUUACUUGUGUGGAUCACAAAAUGCUUAAUGCUACCUCUGAUAUAUAUUACAAUAAUGGCUGCCAGAAGAAGUUUAUCAAAUACAUGAAAGGAAUAGUCAUUCAAGGUGGCGUUUUAGGAUUUUUAGCUGCUCUUUUCCAGGCAGUAGGCGUAUUCCUAUUCAUCACCUACUUCCGCUCGCUACGAGAGGUUCGCAAGGAGCGCGCCGCCCGACUCUCAGCGCGCCAACGGCAACUCUCGGAGAGCGGAGUACCCGCAGCUGCGUGGCGUACAGACGCCACCCAAACCCCUGACGUGCCGCUGAUGGCUCCGCCCAUUCCGGGUGCUCCGCCUCCGACGGCUGCGUCAGAGCCUGUGCCUUCGUCGCCGCCCCCACCGGGACUCAAGGUUUAAGUGUGCUGCGUGUGACGGAUAUACAGGGUGUCUCGACUAUUUUGCUGCUAUAAGAUUGGUUUACUUAUACUUCAUUCAGAUAUCAUUUACGUGGCGUCACAAAAAAUAUGUUGUCUUGCGUACCCAGCCUAUUGACGUAUUUGGUAUUUGAAUAGUGUCUAGACUGUUUUAUAGUGCCUUUGUUGUUCAGCUGAUUUUGGUUGGAUAAUGCUCGUUUACAAUAAUAGAAUGAUAGAAAAAUCUUUUUCUAGAAUAGAUAGUUUUAUAUGAUAAGAAAAACAGAACUACGAUUAAAGAAAUAACGUGGUCGUUUAUACGGUAGUUUACCACGAGUAGAUGAAGCAUUUGGAGUCUAAUGGUAACUCUGGCUGGCUGUUCCUCCAUAAUAGAACCGAAUUUUGGUAGUUCUUCUCGAGGGCGGGUGACUUAUUUGCUUUGAUAGUUUGCCUAAGUCAUGCUUAUUCUUCUAGUUACCAAUAGUUAAUUUAACGUUUGAUGUAGAAUGAUUCUAAGGACCAGAAUGCAAAAUGAAGGGUUACAGUCGGCGACUACGCCAAUCAAUAAAGAAGUUUCAGAUCGAAUAAACUGGCCCUCAUCAUUCUCUCUCUCGCUCUCUCUCUUUGAGGAAGAUAUUUUACAACUCCGUCAAUUGAACGUGUUAAAAUUGUCAGGGUAAAUAACCAGGUGCCCUCACAACAAGGAGGUUUCAAGUGAAUAAACGACUAAUAUGUAUUUGCAUUAAUUACCGUAUUCUACGUGAAGACAAACAACCUAAUUCUAUAUUACCGCGUCCAAAGAAUUAUUCCAGAUGAAAUGAGAUACCGAAGCGUCCUCUAUGAGAAUUUCUCCUCUCCGCACUGAUUGUAAAUUUAUUCUGAAAAGGCUAAGGUAUAGAUAGCAUAUAUUUGGCUACAUCGCCAACUAUGAGACACUGACCUUUUCAAAGCAGAUUUAUAAUUAGUGCGGAGACGAGAAUUAUAUCUUUAGGUGGAAUCAAUGAUAUUUGGCACAUCCAUUUCAGAAUCGAAACUCUACCAACAAUUACCGUUUGAAAUUAUCUUUGAGUAUUUCAAUGAAGUAGCUUUUUGUGCUUUUUUCAUAUGUGCUGUAAAUGUUCCUGUAAGGUGACAGGUAACGAAAUAACCUUCCUCCACUCAAGUUCAGUCUUCACCAUGAAGAAGCAGUGUAUAGGAUGAGCUACCUCGGGUAGAAAUGCAUGUAACAACAAAUAAAUUGUUUUGUUUUGAUCGUUCCAUUAUAAUUGUUAUCUACCACUACAAACCUUGAUAUGUGUAGCUCGUAAUGAUGGCCAUUAAACAUGACGAUAAUCGAUGUAAUUUGCAUGCGUUUUAUAAUAUCUAAAACAACACAAUUUUUGAACCUAACAAAUAAAGACAUGUUACAGGGCAAGAGAAAGCACAUCUGGCAACAUAUGUACAAACAACCAGUGAUGGGCGUUUACGCGUAUACAUUAAUUGUCUACGUCUCGAUGUAUACAAUGCGUAUACAAUGAAUACAAUGUAUACAUUACAUAUACAAUGAAUACAAUGUAUACAAUGAUGAAGAUAAUGUAUAGAAUAGCAUAAGUGAGACCUAAGUCUAUUCGCAAACGUCAGAAAGUUGGUAAACAGUGAACCGACAACUUAAAUAAAUCGAUGAACUAGUGUUCAUUUGUUGUUCUUAAUUUAUUUAAAACUGAAUCUUUGUAUACGUAUAUAAAUAAAUAUUAUAUAUUUUUUCAUUAUUUAUAAACUUUCAGUUCCACCUAAAAUCGGAGAACCAUUAGGAUCGAUCUGGAACUGAUUACAAACAGAUUCGCCAGAAAUGUGUAUUUGAGCGUAGAAAACAAGGCGCUGCAGCAAGUUACAGUUAUGUUCUGUGGCCUUCAUCACUUUUGUGCCAGGCAACGUGGUGUGUGGCGCACUACUUCUACACAAGUGGUGCCCGCUUGUCCCACUCUCUCUCUUCCUCGUACACAUGGAAAUCUAAAAGAGAAAGGAACUUUCGCUAGCACUAUAUGCAAUUAGUUGAACUAUGAUUUGCUAUUGUAUACAUUUUAUACAUUGUAUACGUGAAUAUCGAGACGUAUAUAUUCACCGUUGUAUACGCGUAUACAAUGUUGUAUACACUGCAAACAACGUGCACUUUUAAGUUACUUAUGUCACAUGGUAACAAAACCAUUUUAUAGUAGCCUCAAACUUCACCACAACUUCACCAUAAAGCUACUUUGAGCUCAUACAGGGUGUUCAUUUGCAAACUUACGGUUUUAUCGAAAACCACUGAUUAAAAGAAAAAACGCCGAGACACUUCAAAAGAUUUGUCAAUAGGGACAAAAACCAAAAACUACUUCACCCCCUUUCACCCUCUGCCGGCCAGGGUUAUCCCCUUAAAACAUUUAAAUGACAAGGGGUAUCGAGUAAUAGCUUGUUUGACAGGUCGAUUCGUUUUCAAGAAAAUUUAAAAAAUUUCAUUUAUCUUAAUUGGUUCAAAUAGAAAACAAAAACACGAAAAUAUCAAUUUUUAUUUCAAUAAGUGUUCAAAAUGUUGCCCAUUACUGGCCAAACAAUGAUAUAGACUAUGUUCAGAUUCUUAACGGAGAUUUUCAAAAACAUUUUGUGGGAUAUCAUGAUAGUUUUCGAUGAUGAAGAAAUCCAUCCGAAUAUUCGGUUAACUCUUUCAAUCUUUUUAUUUUGAAUGGAUGGAAUUUAUAAAUUUUAGUAACUGUGUAUACUGAGCCUAAUAAAAUAUCAGGCGCAGCAACAAUUUUGCGUAAUGAUUAGGAUUUAUUCCAAAAUGACUCAAAACUUGAGCGGCUUCGUCCAAAACCCUCCGAUGAUCACGUUUUUUAUUUGCAACAGAUCCAGUUUGAGUAAAAUUUGGUAACAAGGUCCAAAACAUACCUAUGCGAAGUUAUCUUCCCCAGAUGUCUGGCGUUAAACGUGCAGUUUGCCGAGCACACUGAUUUUGAGCAUAAAUAGGAAUAAUUUCCACUCCUUCGGCUAAUGUUUAAAACAUUUCGGAAGUUAAAUCUGAAUCAAUAACAAUAAUAUUUUCACAAAGGUAACUGAGAGCAAAUUAAAUUCUUUCUUUCCCUUAGCAACAAAUAACUAAACAGGUGUAACAAUAAAUACAGUGCGCCCAGGAUAUCUGUGUUGAUGAAAAGAAUGCGGAAAAAAAUGUGGUUGUUGCCACGUCUAAUCUUCUGAAUUGCUGUUUAUGUUGAUAGUUUCCGCCUUAAAUUAUAAACGAAUUGUAGAUUUGGCAACUCCCAACGGGCCACAUUUUGACUACAUUUGUUGAAAUAAAAAGUGAUAUUUUCGUGUGGCUUUGUUUUCUGUCUGAACAAAUUAAGAUAAAUGAAUAUUUUUCUAAUUCUCUUAAACGAGUCAACUGAAUUUAAAAAAUUAACCAAAUGAAGGACUUCGAAAUACCCUUCAAACAAGCUACGACUCGAUUCCCCUUGCCCUGAACGGGGGUGAAAUAGUUUUUGGUUAAACAGUUGUCCCCCUUGACAAAUCUUUUGACAUGUCUAGGCAUUUUUUUCUUUUAAUUAGUGGUUUUUGAUAACUCCGUGGUGGAAAGUUUUUAAUUGAACAACCUGUAUAUAACGAUUUUUAUAUCACAAUAAAUUUUACAGACUGCCUUUAUCAGACCAACACUAUAUAAAAUAAUUAUAUAUUAUAUUACCAUCCACCUUAUAAAAGAUCUUUUCAAUAAUUUAUGGUUCUUUCAGUUUGAUAUACUUAAGUUAGAAUCAUUAUGUUAUUACGGGUUAGAUAAAUUUUCUAUGAUAGAAGUUCCAAAUUGAGUAAAAAUACUGCUCAAAGCGUGUAUUUAAUCUUACAUCAAUUGUAAGCUCAUAUUGAAGCAUGCCUUUUUUAUCCUGUGACUGAUUACUUUCUACUAACGAAUACAAUAAUUAGUUGCUCUAAAGUCCCUAUCUACAUAUUCUUGAGAUACAUUUCGUCUAUCAUAAGAAAGUUACAUAUGCUCUAUGUUUUAAAGUUUAAUUUUUAGUUUAAGCUUUUUGUACUUCUUUUUUAUUUUAUUAUAGUUUUGCUGUUCUAUGACCCGCAAUUGCUUGCUUAUUUUUAUUUCAUGUACGUUUCCUUGCAUAUUUUUAUAAUACACUUAUUGUACUUUGAAAGUGACUGUACUCGACUUUUGCCAAAGUUGCUUGCACUGUAGUUUUUAUAAAAUAAAUGUUUCUGCA